AUGGGUCACUUUCGUGAUCUUGUGAUUGCUGCCUGCUUCGGGCUUUGUAUUCAGGACAGCGUUGCCUCUAAACCAAACCGUGAUGAUAGGAGAAAACAGGUUCUAGAAUGGCUGUCAGAACAACAAGAAGAAGGUUUCUAUUUCAACGGGAAACUUUCGCACCAGGAUGGAAGGAUCAUUGCGAGUCAGAGCGUAGAGGCCGAUGAAGUUCUCAUGGAAAUUCCAAGAUCAGCGGUGUUGAGUAUAGGCUCAGGCUAUGUGGAAGGAAACACCUUCUGUAUGCUUUACAAGGCUCUGGAACGAGAGUUGGACCUGAAGGAUACGUCAAAGUAUUCGGUAUACUUGCAGCAGCUCAAAGAAGAGCAGGCAUCAGACAUUGACUUGCCGUCGCUCUGGUCAAAUACAGGGCAGCGACUACUGGAACUUGUCAGUAUGACGCAUCCUAUGAACAAGAUAAAUUCUGUGCUUGAGGACUACUCGCACUGCAUUGACGGCUUGCCAAAGGAAGAAAAAAUCGAAACAGACGAAGAGCGAACAGGCUUUGGAAUAUACAAUGGAGAGCAGCACGAUAACCGAGCUCUGGAGGAUACACAAGAGGAUAAGAUAGAAGAACUCAAUCUAGCUCUUGCUGUGAAACAUCACAUUGACCGGAAAUACAUGGUGCCAUUGUACGAUCAGCUUGAACAUCACCAUGUCAACUACAAUACAAAUCAUCAGGUUUUGGAUGACAAGACUAUCAGAAUUGUAGCCGUUAGAAAUAUUGGUAUCGGUGAAGCACUUUCCCGACCGAGCAUGGGAUGUCUCGAAGCCUGUGAAGAAUUCGCUCAUGCCAAUUUCAUUGAAACUUUCAAGAACUAUGGAGAAGUUCAAAGCUACCCCCACUUGUUGACUUUUGGCAACGGAAUUUCGUUAAUCUAUCAUGGCGCCGAUGAGGAAGAAAACGCAGGGCGUGGCAAAAUUGAAUGGAUCCAAGCGCCAACAUACGAGUCUCAGAUAGCGGCAAUGGCAGUGGAACAUAACGCACAAAGGACCGAGUACCUUCAAGAGGUUUUACCAUCUCGCGAGUCUGUUGAUGAAAGAGAAUGGCUGCAGAUAAACGAAUAUUGUCAUGCGUUGAUGGAUGUGUUGAAUGUCAUCGUUGUUGAGGGAAGUAAACUCGACUUGAUUUCAGAAGAAAACGAAGAAGAGCAAGACAGCGAAGAUGAAGCUAGCGAGGCUGAGGAAAACGAAGAAGAAGAUAGCGAUGACGAGGGUGAAGAGAGCGAUUACACAGAUGACGACCCGUGGAUGGUCAACGGAUGCGACCUUUCCGAAGACUGCACUAUUGAUGAAAUUGGAUUCUCCAGGGGAUGUGGAGAGACGUAUCACUUUGAUGCUAAACGCAAUGAAACGGAAUGGGUUCUCAUGCGCAGCGCUUACAUUGCUGUGGUUGGACCUCAACAAGCAUCGAUGGAUUUGACAUUUGGCUCUGGAUUCAAGGUACCUUUCAGGGUUGGUCACUCACCAGGUCGUGGAAGAGGUGUAUUUGCCACCACUGAUAUUCCAAAAGGGACGCUUGUAUGGCAAUCCGAUUUUACUGCAACUUUUACAGAAGGAGAACAAUUCCGCAGGUUUUUGGCAGUACUGCCAGAUGAUAUGGUAUGUGACCUAAUUAUUUGGUGCUAUACCACGCUGACGUUGAGCGGGCAGGAUGUCAUUUAUUGCGAUCUCGAAGAAGGUUCGCUGGUCAAUUCAUAUGAUGAACUGUCCGAGUACAAUGUCGGUGUCCAAAAACUUUUAUUUUCUAGAAAGGAGCUUGAUGCUGGCUUUGCAAUGAGAGAUAUCCUGGCUGGAGAAGAAUUCAUCACAGCAUACGAUGAGUUCGACACUGAAAACUACAAAUCAUUUGGACUGCUAUAA
Cylindrotheca closterium is the source of this 1899-nucleotide messenger RNA. NCBI's taxonomy places the organism in Eukaryota, Bacillariophyta, Bacillariophyceae, Bacillariales, Bacillariaceae. The record is from the annotation of a GenBank genome assembly.